Molecule: messenger RNA, 183 nt
Organism: Phytophthora nicotianae INRA-310
Lineage: Eukaryota; Oomycota; Peronosporomycetes; Peronosporales; Peronosporaceae
Exons: 2
Coding region: 1-183 (60 amino acids)
Source: RefSeq, a predicted model, not a curated record
AUGUCUUCACCUCAGCACUUUCCAGCGAAUCAGACAGAAUCUUCAGCCAUCCGAGAAAUUGAUGAAUGCGAAAAGAAUGCUUGUGGACACUCGUCAUAUGCACCAAACGCUCGUGCUGAGCGUAAUCCAAACGGGGUGAGCAGAAGAAAGCGCGGGUACUCCAUCCAAAAUCACAACAACUGA